Theobroma umbraticum is the source of this 2607-nucleotide messenger RNA. Its product is annotated as putative bifunctional methylthioribulose-1-phosphate dehydratase/enolase-phosphatase E1 2. The record is from RefSeq and is a predicted model, not a curated record. Gene Ontology annotation, molecular function: magnesium ion binding; acireductone synthase activity. Gene Ontology annotation, cellular component: cytoplasm. NCBI's taxonomy places the organism in Eukaryota, Viridiplantae, Streptophyta, Magnoliopsida, Malvales, Malvaceae.
UUGGCAAUACCCGCGUUUCCCUUGGAAAAAUCCUCUCUCCCCUUUUUCCUUUGUUUUUUUUUCUCUUCUUUCUUCCCAUUCAUAUAUCCUUCAAAUUUCCCUCCAUUUCACUACUUCCACCAAAGCCACCCCAUCACCGACGGUGUCACCCGACCGACUCUUCUCUUUUCAACACGUCUUCAUCAAUCACCCCCCAGAUUACUCUGCUAGGGUUUUCUUCCUCAGCCAUGAAAAUCACUUUCAUGUUUUAACUCUCAACGGUGUUUCCUCUGAACUUGUGGACAUGGAAGUUAAAGAUCAAAAUGAGCAUAACCUAGAAAAGAAGAUGCUACCACCAACAACAGGAACUUUUCAGUCUCGUGAAGAACUGCUUAAGCAUGUCCGUGACUUUGCAUUGACCCAAGGAUAUAUGGUAUCCAUUAGGGAUUCUGCAAAGGAUAGGUAUGUGACUGUUGCUUGUGAUAGAGGUGGUGUUUAUCGUAAAAGGCUCAAGAAUGGUGAAAACAUGCGCCAAAGAAAGAAUGCUUCUCGCCUUACAAAUUGUCCUUUUGAAGUUGUGGGCAAAAAGGAUGAUGAUGUAUGGACACUCACGGUUAAAAAUGGAGAACACAAUCAUGAACCUUCAAAAGAUACUUCUGACCAUCCUUCUUGCCGUCGUUUUACAGAAGAGGAGGUAUUGAUAAUAAGGGACAUGAGUGCAGCUGGGAAACGGCCACGCCAGAUCCUCAAGGCGUUAAGGCAAAGAAAUCCAAAUCUUGUAUCAGAUUCAAGGAAUGUUUACAAUGUCAAAGCUAAGAUCCGUCGAGGGAGUUUAUCAGGUGAGGACAUUCAAGUUUCUUUAGAAGGCAAGAAAGCGGAGGCGUCGUGUUCAUCAUCGAUGGAGACGAUGAACACCAAUGGUGUUGCAGCGACAGUGACACAGACUCAGCCAAUGGUCCAUAAUAGUUUUGCAAUGUCACAGGCGUACGUGGAGAGCAAAGAAGUGACUGAGACAAAAGCUUUAGUGGCAGAGCUGUGCCAACAUUUCUAUCCGCUUGGUUGGCUAUCGGGUACUGGGGGGAGCAUCACUAUUAGGGUGCAUGACGGCUCCAUUCCUAGACAGCAUCAGCUCAUUGUCAUGUCUCCUUCUGGUGUUCAGAAGGAGAGAAUGGUAGCGGACGGUAUGUAUGUGUUAUCUUCAGAUGGGUUUAUAAUGUCAACACCUUCUUUGAAGCUGUAUCCCUAUCAACCUCCAAAGUGCACCGACUGUGCUCCUCUCUUCAUGAAGGUUUAUGAAAUCUGUAAUGCUGGGGCUGUUAUCCACAGUCAUGGACUGGAGGCUUGUCUUGUUACAAUGAUCAAUCCUUUCUCGAAGGAGUUCCGAAUUACUCAUAUGGAGAUGAUAAAAGGAAUUCAAGGCCAUGGUUAUCAUGAUGAACUUGUGGUCCCAAUAAUUGAGAACACUGCCCAUGAAGGAGAGCUCACAGAAUCUCUUACAGAAGCGAUGAGAGCAUAUCCAAAAACAACAGCCAUACUUGUUCGCAACCAUGGAGUGUAUAUAUGGGGAGAUUCAUGGAUCAGCACCAAAACUCAGGCUGAAUGCUAUCAUUAUCUUUUUGAUGCUGCUAUCAAGCUUUAUCAGUUGGGGCUGGACUGGUCCAGUCCAAAUCAUGGUCCCCUACGCAGUAUAAAUGGACUUUGGGGAUGUUCUGGGAAUUCCAGUAGGGGUCCAAAGGUUGGGACUUUUGGUCUGGAUUACAUGAUUGAGCCUUCUCAGCGUUGUCUACUCCUUACUAUUGAAGGGACAGUGACCCCUAUGUCAUUCGUGACUGAUAUUCUCUUUCCCUAUGCCCAUGAUAAUGUGCAAAAACAUUUAGCAAUGACAUAUGACAGUGAAGAAACUCAGCAUGAUAUUGACCUGCUGCGUUCCCAAAUACAGGAGGAUCUGGAACAAGGUGUUGCUGGAGCUGUGCCUAUACCUCCAGAUUAUGUUGGGAAAGAGCUAGUGAUUGCUUCCUUGGCUGCUAAUGUUGAAGCUAUGAUUAGCACUGACAGGAAGGUCACUUCCCUAAAACAACUAGAAGGCCAUAUUUGGAGAGCUGGAUUUCAAAGCAAUGAGUUGGUUGGUGUUGUAUUUGAGGACGUACCUGAAGCUCUUGAGAAGUGGCAUGCUUCAGGCACCAAGGUGUACAUAUUCGCAAAUGGUAGCAGGGAAGUACAACAACUUUUGUUUGCUAACUCUAACUAUGGGGACUUGAGAAAAUACUUGUGUGGGUUUUUUGAUACCACAGUGGGAAACAAACAAGUCGCGCGUAGUUAUUUUGAGAUUUUGCAAACUGUGGGAGUUGAUAGACCGGCAGACAUGUUAUUUGUAACAGAUAGCUUUCAGGAAGCUGUGGCAGCCAGGGCUGCAGGUUUGGAAGUGAUAAUCUCCAUCCGUCCAGGAAAUGGACCUCUCCCGCAGAAUCAUGGGUUUAGAACAAUUGCAUCCUUGUUGGAAAUAUAAGAACCAUGUUCUGUUUUCUAUAAUCUAAUGAUCCAUUUCAUAAUUUGGUGUAAUGUUGUCAACUCAAGCAUAUUUGUUCCUGUAUAUAGUGUUUUGCCCCCUUUUUUUUUUGUCCUUUUUAU